CCCUCCAUCCCCCUACCAGAUAUAAGGGUGUAAGCCAAGCUGCCUCGAUAACUCAGCCUCCCGUGCUCCCCACCAGGCCCAGUCUCUCUGCCUCUCUCCGGCCAUGUCGUGCCGCUCCUUCCAGCAGGCUUCCAGAUGUGGCAGUCGGAGCUUCAGCUCCAGCUCGGCCAUCCUCCCGCGGGUGGUCACCCACUACCCAGCGAGCAAGGGGCCAUGCCGGCCCGGGGGCAGUGCGGGCUUCCGUGCCCUGGGCUGCCUCGGCUCUCGGAGCCUAUGCAAUGUGGGCUUUGGGAGGCCUCGGGUCGCCUCCACGUGCGGCCUGCCUGGCUUCGGGUACCGACUGGGGGCCGCCUGUGGGCCUUCUGCCUGCAUCGCCCCUGUCACCAUCAAUGAGAGCCUGUUGGUCCCGCUGGAGCUGGAGAUUGACCCGACCGUUCAGAGGGUGAAGAGGGAUGAGAAGGAGCAGAUCAAGUGCCUCAACAACCGGUUUGCAUCCUUCAUCAACAAGGUCCGGUUCCUGGAGCAGAAGAACAAGCUGCUGGAGACCAAGUGGAAUUUCCUGCAGCGGCAGAGGUGCUGCCAGAGCAACAUCGAGCCCAUCUUCGAGGCCUACAUCUGCACCCUCCGGAGGCAGCUGGACUGUGUGGCCGGGGACCGGGCCAGGCUGGAGUCAGAGCUCUGCAGCCUCCAGGACGCACUGGGGGGCUACAAGCAGAAAUACGAAGAGGAGCUCUCCCUGCGGCCCUGCGCUGAGAAUGAGCUUGUUGCCUUGAAGAAGGACGUGGACACGGCCUUCCUGACGAAGGCUGACCUGGAGACCAACGUGGAGGCUCUGGUCCAGGAGAUCGACUUCCUGAAAAGCCUGUAUGAGGAGGAGAUCUGCCUGCUCCAGUCUCAGAUCUCGGAGACCUCGGUCGUUGUGAAGAUGGACAACAGCCGGGAGCUGGACGUGGACGGCAUCAUCGCCGAGAUCAAGGCCCAGUAUGAUGAAAUCGCCAGCCGAAGCAAAGCAGAAGCAGAGGCCUGGUACCAGUGCCGGUAUGAGGAGCUGAGACUGACAGCUGGGAACCACUGUGACAAUCUCCGGAACCGCAAGAACGAGAUCCUGGAAAUGAACAAGCUGAUGCAGCGGCUGCAGCAGGAAACUGAGAAUGUCAAAACCCAGCGCUGCAAGCUGGAGGCCGCCGUGGCCGAGGCCGAGCAGCAGGGCGAGGCGGCCCUCAACGACGCCCGCUGCAAGCUGGCCGGGCUGGAGGAGGCCCUGCAGAAGGCCAAGCAGGACAUGGCCCUGCUGCUGAGGGAGUACCAGGAGGUGCUGAACUCCAAGCUGGGCCUGGACAUCGAGAUCGCCACCUACAGGCGCCUGCUGGAGGGCGAGGAGCACAGGCUGUGCGAAGGCAUUGGGCCCGUGAAUAUCUCCGUGAGCAGCCCCAAAGGCGCCGUCCUGUACGAGCCAUGUGUGGUCAGCACACCCUUGCUGAGGACCGAGUUCUGCACAGGGGGCACCAGUGUCCUUAAGAGCAGUGGGGGCUGCAGCAUUGUGGGCGCCGGGGAAUUCUACAUCCCCUGCGAGCCCCAGGGGCUCCUGGGCUGUGGGGGCGGGCGGAACUCCAGCGUGAAGCUAGGGGCUGGGGGCAGCUCCUCCUGCCACAAGUGUUAGCACAGCCCCCGAGGCUGGAAGCCCAGGGACAGGGCGCCAGCCCCCAGCCUGGAUGGGUUCCCCCCGUCAGGGCUGAAGACAAGGAUAUUCCAAACGCCCACCUUCCUGUACUGACCCCAGGUGUCCCUGGGGUUCUCACUGGGAGCUGCCCCUCGGGCCCAUCCAUAUCUUCAAGAGUCACCUUUCACUUGGCUGUGUGCAGACCCUGAGCUGGGCCUUGGGGCUGGGGGUGGGAGGAUACAAAGAAGAAUGCAUCGCCCACGUCCCCUGCACUGCUGACAGUCAGGUUCUAGUGUGGCCAAGAGAAAGGUGAUAGCCCCCAACCACUUCUCUUCUGGAUGAGAAGGGCAAGUGGGCCCAUCACAUUUCUGCUUGGUGGAUUAUCCCAUGGAAGUUUCCCCACAAAGCCAGCCUGUCCUGGACCCCUGGGGUUUCCACUUUCCUUACCUCUGGCUCUCACGCCCCUAAGAAAAGUGAACUUCUUUUAACACCCACCUAAAACACGCCCUGUUGGAAAUAUCAAGAGGAGACAUUCCAAAAUCCCAUUCUGAAUUCCAAAGCCGAAAGUUGGGGUUUCAGGAUCACUCAGGACUUGUCAAUGUUCCUCCCAGUUGACACACAGCAUCAAGAGGGGGUGUUUGGUGGUAGAUUCACCUGCUUAAGUGUGUUGAACUUACACUAUGAAAAUACAUCUUUCUCCUGAGCUCACAUUGGCAGCUGGUAGUGGGGAAAUGGGUAGAACGGAGGCAGAGGACGUGGACUGUUUACUGGACAGAGGGACACUCAGGACUGACAGUACGUGCUCAGUGGGAUCAAGCCCCCACCGCCCCGUCUGUACACAGCCUCCCGAUCCUGCUCCCUCUCCCUUUAGUUCCUCUGGCUUUGGGUCUGUUGUGAACGUGUUUUCCUGGCUACAGUGAUGUAGGGCUGCCCCAGCGGACUUGGAGGCUCUGGCUCAGGGGCUGUGAGGGAGGAGGAGGUGCUGGGCUGACCCCACCUCCCCAGAGGCCCCGCCCCUAGCGCUGCAGCCCACAGAAGCCCCGCUCACCCAAGGUCCACCAUCUCUGCCAUGAGCCUCUGGGCUUGUCCGUUCCCAAUAAAGUGACUGUUGA
Messenger RNA from Diceros bicornis minor, 2772 nucleotides. It is a transcript of the gene KRT82, whose product is annotated as keratin 82. Gene Ontology annotation, molecular function: structural constituent of skin epidermis. The record is from RefSeq and is a predicted model, not a curated record. The transcript has 9 exons. Gene Ontology annotation, biological process: intermediate filament organization; keratinization. NCBI's taxonomy places the organism in Eukaryota, Metazoa, Chordata, Mammalia, Perissodactyla, Rhinocerotidae. The coding region runs from base 104 to 1660 and encodes 518 amino acids. Gene Ontology annotation, cellular component: keratin filament.